AUGACGGCGGCAGGCGGCAGCCCGUCACACUGGGUAGGGCUUUCACUUCGCCCGCCAGACCAUUUCGACUUUGAAAACACCGGUUCGUGGACUACGUGGCUAAGCCUAUUUGAAGACUACGCAUUUGCUUCUGGUCUAAGCAAUGCCCCAGGAGACAUUCAGGUUCGGUCUCUUCUUUACUGCAUGGGACCGGAAGCUCGUCCGCUUCUUUCUACAUUUCGCAUCGACGACGCCACCAACUACAGUAAAGUGGUAGAGGCUUUUACGGCACACUUCGUGCAUCCCGUCAACGAGGUCUACGAAUCUGCGCAGUUUCAUAGAAGGGUGCAACAGCUGGGAGAGACUGUUGACAGUUACUACGCCGAACUCUGUAAGUUGUGCAAGAGAUGUAAUUAUGCAUCAGUCGAAGUCGAAGAACGGCUCAUUCGUGAUCGCUUCAUUGUGGGUCUGCGGGACGCUCGACUCGCCGAUCAGUUGUGCAGAAAUGCGAAAUUAAGCCUCAAGGAAGCGUGGAUUCAGGCCAGGCAGGCCGAAGAUGCGGAUAAACAGCGAGACACUUUAUGUAGACGCGCGACAGAGUCAGUCCCAGUCGUCAUCGAUGCCGCUAGAUCAGGACAUCCCCGUCAGAAUCCACGGGAUCGAGGUCCAGGGAAUCGUCCUGUUCGGUCGCAGCGACCCAAAGGAAGUAACGGAAGUAACUGCGACUACUGUGGUCGUGCACCGCAUGCUCGUUCCGAGUGUCCGGCUCGGAAUUCGCUGUGCAAUUUCUGCCGAAAAAAAGGACAUUUUGCGGAUGUGUGUCGCAGUCGGAGGAGGCGCAAUAAGAUGGAUGCACUUCAACUUCAUGCAAUAAAAAAUUCAGCGCAAGCAAACUUCGCCGAGGUCACGGUAAAUGACUACACAGAAGUGUUCAAGAUAGACUCAGGGGCCGAGGUUACGACAGUUUCCGAAACUUUUCCUGGUCUUCCAAGAACGUUGGACAAGGUCGACAACGUCCUAUCAGGGCCGGGACAGCAACCGCUACAAGUGCUGGGAUCUUUCGCAGCUACGUUACUGUGGAGAGGAAGAUCUACCCAACAAAGGCUCUACGUCGUGAAGUCACUUUCUGUACCCUUGCUAGGACUGCCCGCAAUACAGGCCUUGGGGGUCAUCAAGUUUGUAGACAAAGUAUCGUCUCAACCUCGGACAACGUUAUUCGAUGGGCUCGGAACCCUUUCAACGGAAUACAAGAUUCAUCUCAAGCCUGAUGCCGUUCCGUUUUCACUAAGUGUCCCUCGACGGAUUCCCAUUCCCAUGCUAGAGGUCGUCCCUACAGAACUGGAAAAGCUUCAGCAAGAGGGCGUGAUUCGUAAAGUGGACAGUCCAACAGAGUGGUGUUCAGGUCUAGUGGUGGUCCCAAAAGCUACGGGAGGACACAGGUUGUGCGUGGACCUCACCAAGCUGAACCAGGUGGUCAUGAGAGAACGGCACGAUCUACCUACGGUUGACCAAGUUCUAGGUCUACUGGGGGACUCCACGGUCUUCUCUAAGUUGGACGCUGCUUCGGGCUUCUACCAAGUGAAAUUGGCAGAAGAGUCUCAAGAACUCACUACCUUUAUUACGCCCUUCGGUAGAUACUGCUUUCGUCGAAUGCCGUUUGGCAUUACUUCAGCGCCGGAGUUUUUCCAGAAACAAAUGUCAAGAAUCCUCGAAGGUCUUGAAGGAACUGUGUGUAUGAUGGACGAUAUACUGGUUUUCGGAAGAACGGCAGAAGAACACGACUUUCGCCUGCAAGAGGUCUUGAAACGCCUGUCACGAGCAGGGAUCACUCUGAACAAAUAA
Ornithodoros turicata is the source of this 1821-nucleotide messenger RNA. RefSeq lists its product as uncharacterized. The record is from RefSeq and is a predicted model, not a curated record. Bases 1 to 1821 code for a protein of 606 amino acids. Lineage: Eukaryota; Metazoa; Arthropoda; Arachnida; Ixodida; Argasidae. Gene Ontology annotation, molecular function: zinc ion binding; nucleic acid binding. The transcript has a single exon.